AUAAAAGACGAAACCGUUUAUUCCGUUGGAACAAUUUUGAAGUUACCGUUGUAAAUUGAACAAUCUGAAGAAUGGCUACUUUUACAUAUAUUAACAUUGCUGUGUUCGUCUUUCUCUUAAGUAUAAGAGGACAAAUACGACAUGACGAUAGUAAUUGUGCUAGCAUACAACAGGCUCAAUUUGACAAUGACAAUGAAGAAGAAAUUGAAACGGCGACAGGAGAUUCUGCUGAACAACUUCAUGAUAAAUGGAUGGGAGAAGACUCAGAAUUCAAUUCUGAUGAAGAGAUAAGUGAAACCGAAUCAAGUUCGGAAGCCUAUAUGCCGGAUGAAAGUUUAAGUGAAGAAGGUGAAACCGCGACAGAAGAUUCUGCUGAACAACUUCAUGACAAAGGGACGGUAGAAGACUCAGAAUCUAAUUCUGAUGAAGAGAAAAGUGAAACCGAAUCAAGUUCGGAAGCCUAUAUGCCGGAUGAAAGUUUAAGUGAAGAAGGUGAAAUCGCGACAGAAGAUUCUGCUGAACAACUUGAUGACGAAGGGACGGAAGAAGGCUCAGAAUCUAAUUCUGAUGAAGAGAUAAGUGAAACCGACUCAAGUUCGGAAGCCUAUAUGCCGGAUGAAAGUUUAAGUGAAGAAGGUGAAACCGCGACAGAAGAUUCUGCUGAACAACUUGAUGACGAAGGGACGGAAGAAGGCUCAGAAUCUAAUUCUGAUGAAGAGAUAAGUGAAACCGACUCAAGUUCGGAAGCCUAUAUGCCGGAUGAAAGUUUAAGUGAAGAAGGUGAAACCGCGACAGAAGAUUCUGCUGAACAACUUGAUGACGAAGGGACGGAAGAAGGCUCAGAAUCUAAUUCUGAUGAAGAGAUAAGUGAAACCGACUCAAGUUCGGAAGCCUAUAUACCGGAUGAAAGUUUAAGUGAAGAAGGUGAAACCGCGACAGAAGAUUCUGCUGAACAACUUGAUAACGAAGGGUCGGAAGAAGACUCAGAAUUCAAUUCUGAUGAAGUGAUAAGUGAAACCGACUCAAGUUCGGAAAGCUUCAUGUCGGAUGAAAGUUUAAGUGAAGAAGGUGAAACCGCGACAGAAGAUUCUGCUGAACAACUACAUGACGAAGGGAAGGAAGAAGGCUCAUCAUUCAAUUUUGAUGAAGAGAUAAGUGAAACAAAUUCAAAUUCGGGAGGCAUUAUGCGGGAUGAAAGUUUAAGUGAGGAACAUGAAACUGUGUCAGUAGAUUCUACUGAACAACUUCAUGGCAAAGCGGAGGAUGAAGAAGACACGAGUGAAGUUAUUAGACUAGUAUAAACAAAAAAUACUGAUGGAGGAGAUGAACACAAUUUCGGGACAUCAUUUGAUAGGAAACAUAUACACAAUUUCUACUUCACUUACGCUUUCAGUAUAAGUACGAUGACAAUUAUUUGAAAUAGGACACUAUGCUUUUUACAUAUUGUUUUCCUUCUAUCUUUGGUUUCGAAUCUUUCAAUAGAUAUCCUUUAACUAUUU
Messenger RNA from Ruditapes philippinarum (Manila clam), 1499 nucleotides. RefSeq lists its product as uncharacterized. The coding region runs from base 72 to 1301 and encodes 409 amino acids. Lineage: Eukaryota; Metazoa; Mollusca; Bivalvia; Venerida; Veneridae. The record is from RefSeq and is a predicted model, not a curated record. The transcript is spliced from 3 exons.